Molecule: messenger RNA, 711 nt
Organism: Durusdinium trenchii
Lineage: Eukaryota; Dinophyceae; Suessiales; Symbiodiniaceae
Source: the annotation of a GenBank genome assembly
AUGCAAAUACGCCCACUCACAUGGAGUGUUUGGGGAAAUCCUUUUUCUUCGCCACCCGCGCCGCGCGCACCGCGCCGAGAUCGGAUCCUGGAUGAGCAGCAUCCUAAGCCGAAGGCCUGUCCACGGGGCGCCCAGCGCGCGGUGACCGCCUUUCAACUCUUCGAUCUCUACGACUUCUUCCAGGCCUUCAUCAAAGGGCGGAACAUGUACUACUUAGAUCCCAACCUGGUGAGGCCCUUGACCAAGAAGCAUCGCUUGAGCUUUGCCGAGCGCGUGGGGCCCAGUCAGGUGGAUUUCUUCAUUAGUCACUGGUGGGGCACGCCCUUCAUGAACUUCUGCGAAUCGGUGAAGCGCCAUGCCAUCCACAUGUGCCACUCCGAAGACGAGUCUGAUUGGAAGAAGAUUGCCUAUUGGAUUUGCACCUUUAGCAACAAUCAGUACAGAGUGCAGGAGCUGGGUGGCCAUUCGCAUGAAGAGUCCUCCUUCUAUUUAGCGCUGCACAGCCCCAAGUGCAAGGGGACGGCGAUGAUCAUGGAUGAGGAAGCCUCCUUACUGAAGAGAUCCUGGUGUUUGUUUGAGCUCUUGCAAACCGUGAGGCGUCCGAUGUUUCAGAACGCUCCGGGUUUCGUUUUGGCGGAUGGACCGGCGGUUGGACGGCGGUUGGCCUCAAAGAGUCUGUUUUGGAUGGGGAUCGAAAUGUGUUGUUCAUGA